AUGUCGGGCAAGUAUGCUUUCACGAAGACGCUGAAAGAGCUACGCUUUCUACAUUGCCAGACGGUAAGCUUCCCCAUGCGACAACGAGGGCCUUUCCUAACAGACGACCAGAGCGAACAGAGCAAUGCGGUCCGAUCCUUCCUGACACGAGCCUACCCGACGAUGAAGAAGAACAACCCCUACAUCCCCAUCAUGAUCCGAGAGGCGCAAGGAACAGAACCGAGAGUAUGGGCACGGUAUGAGUUUGGACGGGAGAAGAUGGAGGAUUUGAGAGGAUUGGACGACAAGGCGAUCGAGGACAAAGUCACCACCCUGGUCAAGGACGGGCAAUAG
Messenger RNA from Saxophila tyrrhenica, 333 nucleotides. RefSeq lists its product as uncharacterized. The transcript is spliced from 3 exons. Lineage: Eukaryota; Fungi; Ascomycota; Dothideomycetes; Mycosphaerellales; Extremaceae. Bases 1 to 333 code for a protein of 110 amino acids. The record is from RefSeq and is a predicted model, not a curated record.